Messenger RNA from Penicillium antarcticum, 1362 nucleotides. Its product is annotated as histidinol dehydrogenase family protein. The transcript is spliced from 3 exons. Gene Ontology annotation, molecular function: NAD binding; histidinol dehydrogenase activity; metal ion binding. Lineage: Eukaryota; Fungi; Ascomycota; Eurotiomycetes; Eurotiales; Aspergillaceae. Gene Ontology annotation, cellular component: cytoplasm. The record is from RefSeq and is a predicted model, not a curated record. Gene Ontology annotation, biological process: L-histidine biosynthetic process. Bases 1 to 1362 code for a protein of 453 amino acids.
AUGACCGUGACUCUCAAGAAGCCUAGCAAUAUGUCCAAUGAGGACUCCAGUGCUUUAGCACCUGACGUUCCUAGCAUUGUUCGCGGUGUUAUCCAUGACAUUCGCCAGAAGGGUGACAAGGCCGUGCGCUCAUACUCGGAGAAAUUUGACAAUUGGAGCCCCAAAAGCUUCAAGCUUUCCCAGCACGAAAUCGACCAGAUCAUUAGCAAAGUGCCAAAACAGGUCCUUGACGAUAUCAAGACCGUCCAACACAAUGUCCGCACUUUUGCUCUCGAACAGCGAAAGUCCAUUACUGAUUUUGAAUAUGAAAUUCGUCCUGGUGUCCACCUAGGCCAAAAGAAUAUUCCUAUUAAUGCGGUUGGGGCGUAUGUUACUAUCCUUUAUAUACCCGAGAAAAGCAACCUCGAAGCUUACACCGUUUUCUCACUUAGCUAUAUUCCUGGUGGCCGUUACCCCCUUCUUGCCUCGGCACAUAUGACGAUUGUCACCGCUAAGGCAGCUGGCGUUAAACGGGUCAUUGCUUGCACACCUCCUAUUCAAGGAGAGAUCCCCCUUUCCACCAUUGCCGCUAUGCAUAUGGCCGGUGCGGAUGAUAUCUAUAUCCUUGGCGGCGUUCAAGCUGUAACAGCAAUGUCUAUCGGCACAGAGACCAUAGACAAGGCCGACUUUAUUGCGGGGCCGGGAAAUUCCUUUGUUGCAGAAGCCAAGCGCCAGCUAUUCGGCGAGAUUGGCAUUGAUCUUCCUGCUGGCCCAACUGAGGUUUUGAUUAUCGCUGAUCAGGCAGCGGAUCCAGCACUUGUUGCUACCGAUCUGCUCUCUCAGGCUGAGCAUGGCCCGGACACGCCAGCGGUGGCGGAGAAGACUUUGGUGGAAGUCCAGAGACAGUUGAAAAUCCUGCCCACAGCUGGUAUUGCUUCUGUAUCCUGGGACUGCUUUGGCGAAGUCCAUGUCGUCGAGAAUCUCGACGAGGCUUAUCGGCUGGCCGAUAAAUACGCAAGCGAACAUGUACAGAUACUGACUACGAACCCCCGGGAAGCAUUAGAGAAAAUGAGCAAUUAUGGUGCUCUCUUCCUCGGCGACAAGACAUGUGUCUCAUACGGAGACAAGUGUAUUGGCACCAAUCACGUCUUGCCUACGAAAGGAGCUGCUCGGUUUACCGGCGGUCUCUGGGUAGGCAAAUACCUCAAGACCGUCACUUAUCAAGAGGUGACUUCUGCGAAGGAGAGCGGAGAAUUGGGUCUGUUGUGCGGUCGUGCAGCACGUGUAGAGAAGUUCGAAGGCCAUGCACGUUCGGGCGAUAUCAGAGCCAGUAACUUCCUCAACAAGUCCUUCGAUUGGCUUGAAGAAGAUGCUAAAACUUAG